This is a messenger RNA of Brassica rapa (field mustard), 2087 nucleotides long. RefSeq names its product peroxidase 56. Gene Ontology annotation, biological process: response to oxidative stress; hydrogen peroxide catabolic process. Lineage: Eukaryota; Viridiplantae; Streptophyta; Magnoliopsida; Brassicales; Brassicaceae. Gene Ontology annotation, molecular function: heme binding; peroxidase activity. The record is from RefSeq and is a predicted model, not a curated record.
ACGCACACAGAGCUGUUAAAAGUUAAAACCGUCUAAAAAUUUUCUUGUAAACGUAUUUUUAUAGUAUCCUCCCAUUGACAUGUCAUCAACAAAUAGAUUUGGGGAGACUUGCUCAUCAACUUGUUUUUUUUUUUUCGUUCUUUUAGAUGGGCCUCUACAUGACCAGUCCAGUGGACAAUUCAUGCCCGUUUCGUUAACCCUAUAUGACCACUCCAAUGGGCAAUGGGCAAUGGACGUUGAAAUGUUACUAUCAAGCCAGUACACACACAAUAAUUGCUGUGACUAAACAAAAGUCCAAAGCGUUCGUAAAAUAGUCAAAAGAAUAUUAAUUAACUAUAUCAAAUGUUGUUUUUUUUUUUCUUUUAUAUCAAAUGUUGUUGUUAAGCUGUAUUAUUUUCUCCUACCGUAUCAUUGUCACUUUGUCAGUUUAGAAGUUCAGUUUCACAAGCAAAAUUUGUUUCAUUUUUAAUUCUCCUACCUACCAGCCAUUGUAUACGUGUAAAUAAAUAAUUCGGAACGGCUAGUGUUGCGUUUACUAAACAUAAUAUAGUUUUUCAACUUGUGGUUUGCUUGUCAAUUUCAAGUUAGUUAAUAUUGACAAAUUACUAUUCUUAUUAACUAUCAAACAAUUUAUAUUUAUUUUAAACACCUAAUUGACGAGAUGGCCUAUAAUUACCAAAGUUAUAUUAUGUUUAUACUAUUUUUUUUCUUGUUUGAGACUGUAUUUGGCCGCCUUUUUCAGUUGGCAAUAGUAAUAUACAUCAAGCAACCCAAAAUCCAUAUACAAAUGAUAUUCCACAAAUAAUAAUUGAUAAAAAUUACAAAACGUUCCCAUACAACUAGUGUACAUUUGUAACAUCUAUUGAUAAUUUAAACUACAAUAUUCACAACUCCCAUGACAGUAUAAACAAGAUCAUGUUAGUAUAAGUAACAACACCAUCAUAGAUCAAAAUAGAACGCUUAUAACGAUAUGGCUGCUUUGCAGAUGAAUAUCUCUUGUCUCAUCUUUCUUCAAGUACUACUGCUCUUGCUCUCUUUGUUUGCUCAAACCAAUGCGCAAGGGUUGAAAGUCGGGUUCUAUGACAACACAUGCCCGAAAGCUGAGGGUAUUGUCAAGAAGUCUGUCCUCGAUGCGAUAAAGAAGGAUCGGACAAUUGGAGCUCCUUUGCUCAGAAUGUUCUUCCACGACUGUUUCGUUAGGGGAUGCGAAGGGUCGGUCUUGCUAGAGCUAAAGAACAAAAAAGACGAAAAGAAUGCGCCUCCUAAUCUCAGCCUUCGAGGGUUUGAGAUCAUAGAUAAUGUCAAGGAAGCUGUAGAAAAGGAGUGUCCAGGCGUUGUUUCUUGCUCUGAUGUAUUGGCCCUUGUCGCUAGAGACGCAGUGGUUGCGCUCAAUGGACCGUCAUGGGGAGUUGAAACGGGAAGAAGAGACGGCCGGGUUACAAACAUCAAUGAAGCCAGAGCGAACUUACCAUCACCAUUUGAUAAUAUCACUAGCCUUAUCACCCAAUUUCGUUCCAAAGGCCUCGACAAGAAAGACCUCGUUGUGCUUUCAGGUGGACACACGGUUGGCAACGGACAUUGUCCUCUGAUCACAAACCGACUCUACAAUUUCACCGGAAAAGGAGACAGCGACCCGAACCUAGACACGGAAUACGCAGCCAACCUCAGAGGAAGAUGCAAGCCUACCGAUACCACGACGGCUCUAGAAAUGGAUCCAGGAAGCUUCAAAACAUUCGAUGAAAGCUACUUCAAGCUUGUGUCUCAAAGAAGAGGGUUCUUUCAAUCUGACGCAGCUCUUUUGGACAACCAAGAAACUAAGUCUUACGUUCUCAAGCAAACAAAAAGCUAUGGAUCUACUUUCUUUAAGGACUUUGGUGUCUCUAUGGUGAAGAUGGGUCGGAUUGGGGUUUUGACCGGUCGGGCCGGGGAAGUUCGGAAGAAGUGCAGAAUGGUUAACUAAGUCGAGAUAUUCUCAUGAAAUUGUGAUUAUUUGUAAAAAAUUGUUUGUGUAUUUUCCUGAAGAAUCAUGUAUGAAGUAAACGUAUUGAAAUGGGAAAUAGAAUAAAACUAUAAUAAAUAUUUUAUGA